This is a messenger RNA of Haemorhous mexicanus (house finch), 2079 nucleotides long. RefSeq names its product myotubularin-related protein 9-like. The transcript is spliced from 11 exons. The coding region runs from base 288 to 1958 and encodes 556 amino acids. The record is from RefSeq and is a predicted model, not a curated record. Lineage: Eukaryota; Metazoa; Chordata; Aves; Passeriformes; Fringillidae. Gene Ontology annotation, biological process: negative regulation of autophagy.
UGGCACCCCGGGGUCCCCUCCUCGCACUCCCGGUGCCCCCCAGUCCCCUCCUUGCACCCUGAGACUCUUCCUUGUCCCCCAAGGUCCCCGGCUUGCACCCUAAAAUUCCCGUUUGCACCCCAAAAUAAACCUCUCCUUGUGGCCGGCAGGUCCCUGUUGGCACUCUGAGGUCCCCCGAGGUCCCUGCUUGCACCCUGCUUGUCCCCCGAGGUCCCGGCUUGUCCCCCCAGGUCCCGGCUUGUCCCCCCAGGUCCCCACUUGCCCCCCAGCCCGAGCAGGCGGCGCCCAUGGAGUUCUCGGAGCUGAUCAAGACGGCGACAGUGGAGGACGUGCUGCUGUCGCGACAGGGGCUGCCCGCGGUGCGGGGCACGCUGUGCAUCACCAGCCACCACCUGCUGCUCUCCUCCUGCCCCCGCGGCGAGCUGGAGCUCUGGCUGCUCAUCCGCAACGUGGACGCCGUGGAGAAAAGGGUCGCCGGCUCCUCGGGCACCAUCACGCUGCGCUGCAAGGACCUGCAGGUGCUGCAGCUGGAGAUCCCGGGCAUGGAGGAGUGUCUGAACAUCGCCAGCUCCAUCGAGGCUCUCUCCUCGGUGGACUCGGUGAUGAUGCUGUACCCGUUCUUCCACCGCCCUCCGAGCCUGCGGCUGCAGCAGGGCUGGCACCUCCGUGUCCCCGAGCGCCACUUCCAGCGGGUCGCCUCGCAGACGAGCCAGUGGCGGCUGAGCACCGUGAACCGCGACUUCAGCGCCUGCCCCUCGUACCCGCCCGCCGUGAUCGUGCCCGCGGCCGUGGCCGAUGACACCGUGGCACGGGCGGCGCGGUUCCGGCAGGGCGGGCGCUUCCCCGUCCUCAGCUACUUCCACCCCAAAACCGGCACCGCCCUGCUCCGCAGCAGCCAGCCCCUGACAGGACCCAACCGCCGGCGCUGUCGUGAGGACGAGCAGCUCCUGGGGACAAUCCUGGGCGAGGGCGAGCGCGGCUUUGUCCUCGACACCCGCUCGGCGCAGGCGGCCAAGCAGGCGCGGAUCAGCGGCGGCGGCACCGAGCCCAGGUCCGGCUACCCGCGCUGGAGGCGGCUGCACCGCGCCCUGGAGAGGGGCCGCCCGCUGCAGGACAGUUUCUCCCGGCUGGCGGAGGCGUGCGCGGAGCCCGCUGUGACCGUGGAGCGCUGGCUGGGCCGCCUGGACAGCAGCCGCUGGCUCAGCCACGUCAAGGCCGCCCUGAGCACGGCCUGCCUGGCUGCCCAGUGCCUGGACAGGGAGGGCUGCACGGUGCUGGUGCACGGCGCCGAGGGCACGGACAGCACGCUGCUGGUGACGGCGCUGGCCCAGCUCAUCCUGGACCCCGCCUGCCGCACCCUGGAGGGCUUCCAGGGGCUGCUGGAGCGGGAGUGGAUCCAGGCCGGGCACCCCUUCCAGGUGCGCUGCGCCCGCUCCGCCUCCUCCCACGCCCGGGGCAAGCAGGAGGCGCCGCUUUUCCUGCUCUUCCUGGACUGCGUGUGGCAGCUGAGCCGGCAGUUCCCCUUCUCGCUGGAGUUCGGGGAGCAGCUGCUGCUCACCCUCUUUGACAACGCCUACGCCUCGGCCUACGGCACCUUCCUGUGCAACAACGAGAGGGAGAGGAGCCUGUGUAAGGUGAAGGAAAGCACCCACUCGCUGUGGGCAUGGCUGAACCAGCCUGAGGAGAGGCACAAGUACCUGAACCCCCUGUACUCACACAACCCCUUGGUGAUCUGGCCCUCCGUGGAGCCCCAGAGCAUCCAGCUGUGGCAGGGUUUUUUCCUUCGUUGGAUCCGUCCCUCCCAGCACCUGGAGGAGGCCUGGGGGGAGAUCCGGAGGUUGGUGCAGGGAAACAGCUCCUCCCUCCAGGAGAGCACGGGGAAAAGGCCGAGCCAGCCCCUCCCUGAGCCCCCUGCUGGGACAGGGGACGGGAAAGUGGGGACAGCAGGGACAAGGUGACACUGGAUCUUCCCGUGGAAGGGCUGUGCAGGACACGGACCCCGUGGGCAGCUCUGGGCCAGGGGACAGAGCUUUCCCAGCCUUCACCCUGAGCUCCUUUCAGUAAAUCUCUCUCCCAGCU